AUGGUGGUGGAGGUUUGGUGUGGAGGACAAAGCCCUUUGGAAGCAGAUGUUGAGGUGCAAAUAUGGCAUGGGUGGAAAGCUGGGUACCUACUUUCAUCAGGUUCAUACUCUAUUGCUUCAACAUGGAAGUGGUGGGUGUCUUUGAAAGGUCCUACUGUUGAUGUUGCUGAUAUGCUAUGGAAGAAUAUUGCCCCACCAAAGCUGCAAUUCUGUGGUUGGUUAGUAUGGAAAGGCAGACUUAAAGCUUCAACAUUUCUUAAGAGGAUUGGUGUGUUAAACAUGGAAGCCAGUUCGCUGUGUUUGAUGUGCAAAGUAGAGGAGGAGACAACUAAUCAUGUGCUUCUAUCUUGUCCUUUGGUUUGGAAAGUGUGGACUGAUAUAUUGAAAUGGUGGGAUUUGGUUUGGGUACUGCCGGGGUCUGUUAAGGUCUUGCUGAAUUGGUGGGCUGGUUUCAAGUUCAAGAAGGUGGUUCAAAAAAUGUGGAAAUCUGUUCCUUUGGCUGUAAUGUGGUCAAUUUGGAAAGUAAAGAAUGAGUGUCUUUUUCACGGUAAGUCUGUUGAUGUGCUAGAAUUAUCUGAAUUGGUAAAAGUAAGGGUAGCACUUUGGGUUAAGCAUAGUACUACAGAUCUGCAGUAUUCAGUGGAGGAUACAGUCAAUAAUCUUAAUAGGAUCAAAGCCUACUGGUGGUGGUAG
This is a messenger RNA of Camellia sinensis, 693 nucleotides long. NCBI's taxonomy places the organism in Eukaryota, Viridiplantae, Streptophyta, Magnoliopsida, Ericales, Theaceae. The record is from RefSeq and is a predicted model, not a curated record.